Molecule: messenger RNA, 657 nt
Organism: Colletotrichum orchidophilum
Lineage: Eukaryota; Fungi; Ascomycota; Sordariomycetes; Glomerellales; Glomerellaceae
Exons: 3
Coding region: 1-657 (218 amino acids)
Biological process (GO): positive regulation of DNA-templated transcription, elongation; mRNA export from nucleus
Cellular component (GO): THO complex part of transcription export complex
Molecular function (GO): mRNA binding
Source: RefSeq, a predicted model, not a curated record
AUGGUCGUCAACGAGCUAGUAUCAGAUAAAAAGCUCGGCGCGGUCCUCCAAACCUCAGGCUACGCCCAAGACCAGGCCGCGAAGCUCCUGCACCUCCUCACCGAAAUCACGCGAGCGGCAGCGGCGGCGGAAGAAUCGGGGCCAACGUCGCCGGACCUCCGAGCGGCCCUGUCCAAGGAACAGAAGCUGCUCCUCACCAACAUUUCGCACCUCCGUGGGCUGCACCGCUCCGCCAACUUUAACGCCAGGGACACCAAGGCCCAGACGGCCGAGGCGCGGCACGAGGUCGACCGCCUGCACCUCCAGCUGCAGAAUCUGUACUACGAGCAACGGCAUCUCGAGGGCGAGAUCGAGGCUUGCGAAUCCUACGACCACACCUACCAGAAAUUGCCGCUUAUUCCCGUCGAAGACUUUAUCGCGCAGCAACCCGAGCACGCCGAGGACGACGAGGACGCCAUGAUGAUAGCGAGAAUCGGCCACGAGCGAGCGGAACGAGAAACCCUCGAGCAGCAGAGGCUGGAGCUGGUAGGAAGAAAGCAGAAGCUUAUCGCUGAGAACAAGAAGCGCAAGGACGAUCUGGCCAACCUCGACAAAGACUUGGAAAAGUUUAUCGAUGCUGCGAAACCCAUCCAGGAACUGUUUGAUAAGGUUGUAUGA